CUCGCAACAUCUUGUCCUAACAAGAAGAAGACACUUGCUUUCAAUUGUUUAUUAUUGACGGAAACUAUUUAAUUGUGCAAAAAUUAUAAGAAAAAUCAAUAUUGCCCUCGACGACAAUAAUAUUGCCCUCUGCUAAAAAUGUCCGAUAAACAAUUUACUAAACGCAAGUGGCUUUUUUGGACCAGAGAUAUGAUAGAGAAAUUCAUAGAACUCUUAAAGGAACAUGAAUGUUUAUACAAUAAUAAAAACAAAUUCUACUAUAAUCGUCACAUUAAGGACGAAAUAUGUGAAUAUAUUCUGCAUGAAAUGCAAAAGGAUAAACCUGCCAUACAAAUAGGAGACAUACGACGCAAAAUGAAAGUAUUACGCACUCAAUAUGCUCGCGAGAAUCGUAUGUUGUCUUUGGCACGAGUCCAUGGAAAAGUGUAUGAACCGAAGUUGUGGUGCUAUCAUAAGUUAUCAUUUUUGGAGAAGCAUACAACAUGUGUUACGUCAAUAAAUAACAAGGAAACGCCAACAUCCCAUGACGAGACCAAUACAUUUUCGGAUGAAGAAACAUUUAACUACGACGACAACGAAGAUAAUUCUUUGCUAAUGGAGAUAUAUAAAAAGGAGGAUGUGCUUGCCGAUAAUGUCGAUGAAGCUCAAUACGAAGAGGCUGCAAAAACCAAUGAAACUAUUUAUGAAGAAAACAAGACCACGCCAAAAGUCGAAAACGUAGAUCUUAAUGAUAAUAAUAAAAAGCAAUCAAGUGGAAAAUAUGAUUGGGUUGGAGAUUUAGUUGUUUCACAAAUGGAAGAUAUAGAUGAAUCACAACGUGGAGAUUUUGUAUGGGAUAUACAGUGUUUGGUAAGAAAGUAUCUAAUGAAAUCAAAAGUAACUAAUGAACAGGCGGCUAAGUCCAGUAAACCAAACGAAGCGGAGGAAACAGCAACAACAACAAAAGAUGUAACAUUUCAUAAGGGUUCGAAUAUUUCGGUAAAUGUUAAUUUUUUAUAAACUAAUUGUACUUACGUAUUUACCUAAUAAUAAUGCGGUGUGACAAAAUUACAUAAAGUGAAUAUGGUAUUCACGUAACCGAGUGCAAUACUAA
Molecule: messenger RNA, 1093 nt
Organism: Lucilia sericata (common green bottle fly)
Lineage: Eukaryota; Metazoa; Arthropoda; Insecta; Diptera; Calliphoridae
Exons: 3
Coding region: 139-999 (286 amino acids)
Source: RefSeq, a predicted model, not a curated record